Messenger RNA from Tachysurus vachellii, 1743 nucleotides. Its product is annotated as izumo sperm-egg fusion protein 1. NCBI's taxonomy places the organism in Eukaryota, Metazoa, Chordata, Actinopteri, Siluriformes, Bagridae. Gene Ontology annotation, molecular function: protein binding involved in heterotypic cell-cell adhesion; signaling receptor binding. Bases 444 to 1535 code for a protein of 363 amino acids. Gene Ontology annotation, biological process: fusion of sperm to egg plasma membrane involved in single fertilization; heterotypic cell-cell adhesion; sperm-egg recognition. The record is from RefSeq and is a predicted model, not a curated record. The transcript is spliced from 11 exons. Gene Ontology annotation, cellular component: acrosomal membrane; plasma membrane.
AAACAAACAAGAAAAUCAAAAGUCUUUCAAAGAAAAAGCAUUCCACAACAAUAAUACAUCUCUCUUCCUUGGCUGGUUAUUUGUUGAUAAUGAUGAGUGCAACUCACAACAGAUACUAUAAGCUGAAAGGAAAAUGAGACCAGCGUCGUGAUAUUUAUGGAUACAGUUGAAUCUGUCCUAUUCAAGAUGGCGGCGCCGCUGACAUGUGUUGCUUUUUAGCCAGGCGUUAAAUUCGAAAGUUGACCUAUCCAACAUGGCGGCGCAGUUGCUGCAUUUAGCUUAUGGGCCAAUGAGAAAUCGCGAAUAACUUUCCAUAAGGAUUACACGAUACUGACAGGAAUUGCGGUCUCGCGCGCUUCCCGUUGCUUUGGUAACGGCGCCGCUUAUAAAAAAGUAAAGCAUAAUAUUUUUUAGACGAUUUUCCAGGUUAAGGAGCAACAGCAAUGACACACACAUCUUCAACGUCAUCACUGCUGCUCUGUCUUGACAUCACGAAAAAGCUCCAAGUGACUCCUGGACGCUUUUCUGUCUGCUCUUGGCUCAUCCUGGUGUGUGUGAUCUCUGGCAUGAAGUCGUGUCUGCAGUGCGAUCUUGACAUCCGACGCAUGCAUGAUGACUUCUUGGACACAAAGCAACAAAUAACUGUGCAAGAGCAGAUGGAUCUGAUGAAAAUCCUUAAUCAUGCCUACGUCACCUAUCAGGACACCAGCAUGCAGCUCUCUGGAGUCAUCGAUCUCACCACUUUGUAUCGAGCACAAACCGAGUAUCAGAGCGAGUUCAGGAGGCACUGGCAGGAGCCGAGCACCGGUUCUAUUCAAUGGGAUAUGAUAAAGAUCCUGGAGAAAGGAAAUAGGAUCCUGAGGAAACAUCUAGAAGUCUUUGUUGCUGAAGGACUGUGUCCAAAUAAAUGCGGUUUACUUUUUCAGAGUGUUAUGAAUUGCUCUUCCUGCCAGUAUGGGCUGCACAUGUGUCAAUCUGAUGUACCCACAAAGGAUUGCGGAGAGCAUCAUUUGAUAGCAAAAGAGGGCGAGCAGGUGGUGCUGGAUUGUUUUCUCCCAUGGCACACUUUGGUAGCAGGACAUGCUGAAUAUCAUUACUCCUGGAAACAGGGUGCCACAAAAUUUUCACCCGAAGACGAGUUUGAGGUUCUGGUGGUGACUGAGGACUCCAAAAUCGUCCUGAACCAGCUGAGUAUGAGCGAGCAGGGAGUUUAUCGCUGCUUCCUGCUGGAUCAACAUGGCACUACACUCUCACACACACACUUCAUCCUCACCGUCACGCCCACACCCACUUCACCCCCAAGACAGAUCCCCACACUUCCUUCCCUCCCUCAUGAUGAUGUGAGACAUGUCCAGCUUCACACAGACACUCUGAUCAUCACUCUAGCUCUUCUCACAGUCCUGACCCUCUCAGGCAUCCUGGCCAUCAUCCUGUGCAUUGUGACGAGGAUGAGGCGGCAGAAGAAAGCCGAAGCGGAGGAAGAAGGACAGAACACAAGAUUAAGGAGAAGAGACCGGAUUCUACACGAUAUAUGAAAAUGGCAAAAACAGGCACAGACUCUAGAACCUUUUUUUUUAACGACUACAGGUUCCCACUUUAGCAAAGAUUCUUACCUUUGCACUUUCUUGACACAUUUUUGUAACACAGAUUUAAACUUCCAGAGCAAUUCCAAAGCCACAUGCAGCACGUGGAUAUUAUUUUUGUGCUGUGUUUUCCGACAUGCUGCUGUUAUUAAAUAUUAAA